Messenger RNA from Pararge aegeria (speckled wood butterfly), 594 nucleotides. RefSeq lists its product as uncharacterized. The record is from RefSeq and is a predicted model, not a curated record. The transcript has 4 exons. NCBI's taxonomy places the organism in Eukaryota, Metazoa, Arthropoda, Insecta, Lepidoptera, Nymphalidae.
AAUGUGUAGCCCAGUACUUAACUUGCCCAGUAUUAAGGAAUCUCCACAUUACAUACCCUGUUAUCCAAUCCAGGCUCCCAAAUGCUUGCCAUGCGGAAUGGAUCCCGUGACUGUACGCAGACCACUAAUUGUCCAUGACAGCACUUUUGACUAUCGACCCACAAGCUGGCCGGGUAUGCUUCUCAACAGUCAGGACAAGAAAGUCAGAUACCAGCUAAUAAACUACGAACGGCCGGUCAGGCUGUAGUAGUUGUCCAAGCUCUUGCUGUUCACCCUGCAGUCGACCAUCGUGUUGCAGCGGUGGCGGGUCACUCGUCACAGUUUACAGUCAAGUAGCUCAUAUCCAGUGAUGCACACAUCCAGACGUCUUGCGGCCUUCUUAUUUCAAAAUGCCGUACUAGCCGUGGGCCAGCCGCCAAAACCAAUUGCGGCGUUCGACAAGGCAACUAUAGCAGUCGGUCAUCAUGGUCCUAAUUGUGUCAAAACUUACUGAUGUUAAAUUUUGUAUCGGUACUGUUAAUUCCGCAAUGUUAUUUGGAUGUACUAUUUGUUACUUGAAAUUGUCGUACCUCAUUAAAAUUAUCUGUUAAUUUU